AUGGCGGACCACAAGGCAUAUCGUCAUUGGAAGAUCUCCUUGUCGUCUGCUUGUGUCAUCUCUGCUCUCUCCCCACCUACCCAUACUCCUGCCCUGUUCAGAUCCUCAUCGCUCCCCGAUGUUCACUUAGGCCUCCAGCCUCACCACUUCCACGUCUUCUGGCUCGCUGUGAGCCUCCACGUCUGCACGCGCGACUCCAACUCCCUUCCCUCCGCCCUUCCGUCGACUCCACUCCCUCAAUCUAGACACAAGCUUUUGGCGCCCAAUGAUGGUCCGCGUCACUCGUUUGAAUGUGGCCCAACGGCCCUCUCUGCCCUCCAGAAGGGCGAGGCUUUCCGUCUAGAACCCAGCGUCAAGUCGCUCUUUCUUCGCGGCCUCCUCACGUUCGGCCUUCUCCUGCGCUUCGAAUUGUUGGAAGAGUGUGAGGUGCCUUGGGCGGAACGGGUUUCGGAACUUGAUAUGGCGGAUGUGCAUGUUGACUAG
Dothidotthia symphoricarpi CBS 119687 is the source of this 483-nucleotide messenger RNA. RefSeq lists its product as uncharacterized. The record is from RefSeq and is a predicted model, not a curated record. Lineage: Eukaryota; Fungi; Ascomycota; Dothideomycetes; Pleosporales; Dothidotthiaceae. The transcript is spliced from 2 exons. Bases 1 to 483 code for a protein of 160 amino acids.